Molecule: messenger RNA, 6331 nt
Organism: Oncorhynchus nerka (sockeye salmon)
Lineage: Eukaryota; Metazoa; Chordata; Actinopteri; Salmoniformes; Salmonidae
Product: serine/threonine-protein kinase D2-like
Exons: 17
Coding region: 613-3648 (1011 amino acids)
Biological process (GO): protein phosphorylation
Molecular function (GO): ATP binding; protein serine/threonine kinase activity
Source: RefSeq, a predicted model, not a curated record
CUCCUUGGUUGUGGCAAGUUCAGAAAGGACAGGGGAGGGGGAGAGGGAGGUAUCCUCAUGUAGUUGUCUCGGUCUUGCUUUUCUACAGAAAAUAGUUAACUCGGCUGAAACUGAAACAGCGCAAAAGAAAAGCCCCACCAGGCUGUCUUUCUCCUUCGUUCUCUCAGUUUCCUGCUCAAGGAAGGUGUUUUUGUACAGGUUGGCGUGUAGGACAACAAACUUUUGGUUGUUGUUUUUUCUCCUUCCUCAGUGUUUCCUGUGAAAAAUUUGGACUUUCUCAUCUGCAGAGCAACUUCUUCACCGGAGGAGGAGAGGUAGGAGGGGAGAAAUUUUUCUCAGUCUGUCGCUCACUCUUGCCUUGCCGGGACAAUGAAAGAACAAGUGUGAGUGCAGGUCACAAAAAUCAAGAGGGAGAGAAAAAGGAAGGAGCAGUGCUUCCUGGAUAGGGAUCUCCUCUUGACUCCUCUAGGAGAGGGGGUGGACACAGGACAGAGACUCUAGCAGUGUGUUUGUGUGUGGAUCAGCGUGUCCACAUCCUCACGGUCCUGCUCUCUGAGGGAGGUAGAGCGUGAGUGUGUGUGUGUGUGUGUGUGUGUGUGUGUGUAGUGAGGGAUGGCCAAUGCCAGCCCCUGCAUGUCGUCGGGACCCCUGUCCCAGGUCUUCUUCCACUCAGGGGGCCCCUCUCCCCCAGGCUCUGUGGUGAUGCAGCAGGGGACCCCCAUGGCUGUGCCUCCCACCUCUACUCAGGGUGGCUUCCCCCCUGUGGACCUGGGGGCCGGGCAGGGCCCUGGGGGGGUUGCCAUGUCCCACGUGCCCCCCAUCCCGGCAGGGGUCUCCUUCAUCCUCCAGAUCGGGCUGACCAGAGAGUCAGUGCUGCUGCCACAGACCGCUGACCUAGCCUACGUCAAACAGAUCGCCUGCUCCAUCGUAGACAUCAAGUUCCCAGAGUGUGGCUUCUAUGGCAUCUAUGACAAGAUCCUGCUAUUUAAGCAUGACACAGGCACCAACAACAUCCUGCAGCUGGUCAAGGCUCCCCAGGACAUCCAGGAGGGAGAUCUGGUGGAGGUGGUGCUCUCUGCUGCGGCCACCUUCGAGGACUUCCAGAUUCGGCCUCAUGCCCUGAACGUCCACUCGUACCGUGCCCCGGCCUUCUGCGACCACUGUGGAGAGAUGCUGUUUGGACUGGUCAGGCAGGGCCUCAAAUGUGAUGGCUGUGGAUUGAACUACCACAAGCGCUGUGCCUUCAGCAUCCCCAACAACUGCAGCGGCGCUCGCAAGCGGCGCCUGUCCACCACGUCUCUGAACAGUAGCCAGUCGCUGCGUCUGUCCACCAGCGAGUCUCUGAGCAGCGUGGGCUCCAGCUCAGUCAGCUCCUGCAUGGAGGAUGCCAGCCUGAUCCGCUCUCACACCACCCAGACGCUCCCGAACUCCACCUGUACCGCGUCAGCAUCCCUGGGCCUGUCCACCAGCCCCUCCAUCACUAGACCCAUGGCCCGCGCCAACACUCCGAUGCCGCGGACCCCCAGCGAGGCGCGGCGGUUCUACACGGGCCGGCCGGUGCACCUGGACAAGAUCCUGAUGAGCAAAGUGAAGGUGCCGCACACGUUCGCUGUGCACUCCUACACGCGCCCCACCGUGUGCCAGUACUGCAAGAGGCUGCUCCGGGGCCUCUUCCGACAAGGGCUGCAAUGCAAAGACUGCAAGUUCAACUGCCACAAGCGCUGUGCGUACAAGGUUCCCAACGACUGUCUGGGGGAGACCAUAGGAGACAUGUUGAGUCCCAGUGUGGACCACGAGGUGCCUAUGGACUACAGCAGUGAGUAUGUCGACUCAGACAAGUCUUCCCUGACGGACGAUUCAGACGAGGCCUGCAGCAUCCCUGGCUCUUUCUCCCCCGAGAGUAGCCAGGAUGGGGUCGGCGGGGACCAGAGCGCUAACAUCCCGUUGAUGAGGGUGGUGCAGUCCAUGAGGCAGACCACCCGUCGCUCCAGCACAUCCAUCAAAGAGGGCUGGAUGGUGCACUACAGCAACAAGGACACACUGAGAAAGCGGCACUACUGGCGUCUGGACUGCAAGUGCAUCAUCUUGUUCCAGAACAACACCACCAACAAGUACUAUAAGGAGAUCCCUCUGUCUGAGAUUCUGGAGGUGCGCCCCUCAGGGGACUUCACCCUGGUUCCUCCGGGCACCAGCCCCCACUGCUUCGAGCUCGUCAUGGGAGCCAUGCGCUACUUUGUAGGGGAGGACCCCAACGUUCACGUCCCCGCCCUGCCCCCCACCGCCGCCCAGGCCUUCCCCCCCACGCCCCCCUCCCCCAGCAACGUGGUUCCCAAUAGCGGCGUGGGGCGGGAGGUGGCCAAGGCGUGGGAGGGCGCCAUUCGCCAGGCCCUCAUGCCAGUCAUCUUCCAGGAUGCACCACCGAUAGAGGGACACACUCCUCACAGACAGGCUUCGGUCAGCAUCUCAGUGUCCAACAGUGUGAUCCAGGAGAACGUGGACAUUGGCAUGGUGUACCAGAUAUUUGCAGAUGAAAUCCUUGGUUCUGGCCAGUUUGGAGUGGUGUAUGGGGGGAAGCACAGGAAGUCGGGGCGUGAUGUGGCGGUGAAGGUGAUUGACAAGCUGCGCUUCCCCACCAAGCAGGAGAGCCAGCUGAGGAACGAGGUGGCCAUACUGCAGAGUCUACGUCACCUGGGCAUAGUGAACCUGGAGUGUAUGUUUGAGACUCCAGAGAAGGUGUUUGUGGUGAUGGAGAAGCUUCAUGGAGACAUGUUGGAGAUGAUCCUGUCCAGUGAGAAAGGACGGCUCCCAGAGAGGCUCACCAAGUUCCUCAUCACACAGAUUCUGGCAGCCCUGAGGCACCUGCACUUUAAGAACAUUGUCCACUGUGAUCUGAAACCUGAGAAUGUCCUGCUGGCCUCUGCCGAGCCCUUCCCCCAGGUGAAGCUGUGUGACUUUGGCUUUGCCCGUAUCAUUGGUGAGAAGUCGUUCAGGCGUUCGGUGGUGGGCACCCCGGCCUACUUGGCCCCAGAGGUGCUCCUCAACCAGGGCUACAACCGCUCCCUGGACAUGUGGUCUGUAGGAGUCAUCAUGUACGUCAGCCUCAGUGGCACCUUCCCCUUCAACGAGGACGAGGACAUCAACGACCAGAUCCACAACGCUGCCUUCAUGUACCCACCCAACCCCUGGAAACAGAUCUCACCUGAUGGUAAGACACACACACAAGACACACUUGUGCUCCUGCAUGACAAAUGCAACUGUCUUACGCAAACAUGGGUAAGUCUAUCUAAAUAUGCAGGUCGUUAUGGCGUUCACACACUGUUCUCAACUGUGUGUCUGUGUUUCUCUUCAGCUACUGACCUGAUCAACAACCUGCUCCAGGUGAAGAUGAGGAAACGCUACAGCGUGGACAAGUCUCUCAGUCACUCCUAUCUACAGGACUACCAGACGUGGUUGGAUCUGAGGGAGCUGGAGACCAAGCUGGGCGAGCGCUACAUCACCCACGAGAGCGACGACUGUCGCUGGCAGAUGUUUGCCCGCGAACACACGCUCCCCUAUCCGGCCCACCUGGUGCCCCCUCUGCCUGCGCUCGGCUCCGACGAUGAGGACGCAGACAUGCAAGGGCUCACCGAGAGGGUCAGCAUACUCUGAGAACCUGGAGAGCCAGGACCCAAGGGACUCGGACUGACCCAGGGAAGCGAGUAGAGAGAGAGGGGCUGGCUGGAUGGAUGGAGGUCUGGAGAGUGGGGAGGGGAGGGGGAUGCUGGGAGGUUUAGCUGUUAGAAAAGCGCCUUCUAUUGAGAUGAUGCCGCUCCUAACCGUCUACUAAUGGUGUCCCACUCCGACCCUAGCCUGUCCAGUCUCCAGAACCCAUCCUUGACCCCUCUCUCAUCGGUCUAGCUUAGCUCUUCCACCCUUGAACUCUUUGAGUGUAAGAUAUUUGCUCUUCUGUAUCCCACAAGGCCAUGCUGUACUGUACCCAGUGGUCAGGGGAUGUGUAGAAUAUUGUUACUUGCAGUGUGCUCAUUCAGUCUAAGCUGCAGUAUGGCAGAGGUCAGUUUGGGUGAAACACUCAAAAUGCAAUCUAAGCUCCUGGCAGAGGCACAAGUUGCAUCUUUCUAUCUCCGAAGUCUGGGGAAGCACAGGGAUCCCCUGCGUAUUGUGACGAGAGACGGGGAUAGAGACAGAAAAAAACUUGAAGGACUCGGAUCAAUCCACUUACGUGGGACUUACAUCCACCCAUAAACAAAUCCUUAUGAACUGUUUUAUUGUCAUUGAACGCGAUGACUGGAAGCGCCCUGCCUGUACUGUCAGAACGGUUUGCUGCAGACCUCGAAGAGUUUAAUGGGGACAAAGGAGUCAUUUAGUGCCUGUAAGUGGUAGAUAAAGGGCUUCUAACAGUAGGCAGCAGACCAGCGCUCGUGGGCUGUCAUGGUCUCCGAGGAAAUCUGCCGUUUCAAACGACGACAGAAGAAAACAAAGCCGGAAGUGGAUGUAGCAAUCAAGGAUUGCACCUUUUUUUUUUUUUUACUGUCCACUGAUACUUUCCUAGUUGGCGACUUUAUUAGUGAAGACUUGCUUAUCAUCAGAAGUGCAAAUUCACGAGUCCUGGUGAUUCGAGGGUGUCCUAGACCCGUAGACAUGCACGGUUACAAUGAGGGGGGGUGCUAUUGCUCUUCUAGUUACUGUAGAAAGACGACCGACUGCCCAUCUCUGGCGUCAACGUUAAAGUGUGGGAGGAGGGCUCCGAUAUCGAUGGCUGACUAUGAACCUAGCAUGUCAACUCGUUGGAUGUCCACGUGAGGUCGAUUUUUGUCUAGAGGAAAAGCAUUGUCAUGAAGGAAUAUUGUGUACAUGUGUAACCAUAUCUUUAUGUAGUGUAGUCAACGUAUGCCCGGUGGAGAAUGUAAACCCAUGGAAGGUCCCAGCAUUUAUAUGUGACACCGAUACAAACCUUGACGUACAAUUGUUCAUCUGUGUCAUUUUAUCCGGCGUGUUGCCUCUUGAACAUUUGAGACAGAAGAUUAGGGGGGGAAAUGUGGAAGGCUGGGGCGACGCACAGGAGGAAAUAAUGACGGUGAUUAUGCAUACCGCUCUUCAGACGUUACCUGCUCACACUGGAGCAUAUACACUAUGUGGAUUGAAUGACAAAUUGAGUGCGAUAAAUAUGUAGCGAGCGUCCAAUAAAUAAUCAGCGUGUAUGGAUGAUGUUUUCCUCGCACGAUGCUUGCUCCCCUUUUUGAUUGACAGGCCAAAUGUCUGCCUAUUUAAUACAUCAUCAUGGGUGGCCUGCUGCCAAGGCCUUUUCACAGCCUGUAAAUCAGCUCUCCUAGGUAACGAGUGUAAAUGACAUGCUACACAUGGACAGAUGGGAGAGAACUGGGGCUUCAGAUGGACAUGGGGGGGACUCAUUCCACGGAGGGCCGAGUGUCUGCGGAUUUUUGUUAUUUUCUUUCAAUUUGUGUCCAAUUAAGACCUAAACAACCAGAUAAGGCGAGUUCCCAGCUAAUCAGGGACAUUAGUUGUUCCAUAGUGGACAACGGCGGAGAGAAAACCGCGGAGACUCGUCCCUCCAUGAAAUGAGUUUGACACCUGUGCCACUUGUCAGGACACAAAGCCAGCGUUUUGCAUUAUUCUACAGAAGCAUAUUAUGAGAGCCUUGUGGCCAGCUCUGAAAGAAAGGACCGCUUGUUAAUUACAAUUUUUCAUAUGUAAUUUAGCAGGCGCUUUUAUCCAAAGUGACUUAGUCGCGCAUGCAUACAUUCUCGUAUAGGUGGCCCCAGGGGGAAUUGAACCCACAGCUCUUGAAAUUGCAAUGCUCUACCAACUGAGCCACAGGACCAUGCUGAAUGGUGAGAGCUCUUCACUAGACUGGGUCUAGAGGGACAAUUGUUACUCUUACUGUCUUGGAAAGGUCAAGAGGGGAGCAUGUUUGGAGGAUAAGUGGCCGUCUCACCCAGCAGGUAAAAAAAGACAUCAUACUCUGAAACUAUUGGUGGCAGCAACAAACCCAUCAAACCUGGGUUCAAAUACAUGUGUAUUUGUUAUUUAAAUAGUUAUUUUCUGUGUCUUUUGAGUAUUUUCAAAUAAUGUGGCCCAAAUCAACUACUUCUAUUGGAAGUAUUUGAAGUGUAUUUUGAAAAUGUUCUAUAAAUAGCCUACUAUUUCAAAGUACUUAUUUCAAAUGCUAACUUUAGAAACCAGGGUUAAAUGCAUGGGAUAUAUUUGAGUGGGUUUAUUUAAGUAUUUUCAAAUACUUUUCAAGGGUUUUUCCAAAUACAUUCCAAUAUUCAACUAGCUGUCUUUUCAAUAAUAAAAACAACAUUUAAAUAUA